AGCAGUAAAUCGGCUCUUAAAUACACCCUCCCCGCCUCCGCACAGUCCUCACCUUCCUCCCUCGUCGGCGUCGCCUCUCCCUCUCCCACACGAAACCAGCUAUCCCCCGAUUCCGUGAGAUCCGAGGAAGUUCGCCUCGCCUCGGCACUAGCCUCCGCCGCGUGGAAGAUGGGAUCGGAGGCGGACAUGACCGGGCCCCUCCUCGCCGGCGGCAGCGGCGCCGCGCCGGCGGCGGAGGCGGAGGUGGUGCCGCCGUGGCGGGAGCAGCUCACGGUGCGGGGCAUAGUGGUCAGCGCCAUCCUCGGGGUGCUCUUCUGCCUCAUCACGCACAAGCUCAACCUCACGGUGGGGAUCAUCCCCUCGCUCAACGUCGCCGCGGGGCUGCUCGGAUACUUCCUCGUGCGGACCUGGACGGCGGCGCUCGAGAGGUUCGGCAUCGUCUCCAAGCCCUUCACCAAGCAGGAGAACACCGUCAUCCAGACCUGCGUCGUCGCCUGCUACGGCCUCGCCUUCAGCGGUGGCUUUGGGUCGUAUAUGCUUGCAAUGGAUCAGAAAACUUAUGAGCUCAUCGGGACUGAUUAUCCUGGUAACAGGGCGGUGGAUGUUAAGAAUCCUUCACUGAGUUGGAUGAUCGGAUUCAUGUUUGUUGUUAGCUUUCUUGGUCUAUUUAGUCUUGUUGCGCUGCGCAAGGUGAUGGUAAUUGAUUACAAGUUGACCUAUCCUAGUGGAACUGCUACAGCUAUGUUGAUAAAUAGCUUUCACACUACUUCUGGAGCUGAACUUGCAGAAAAACAAGUUAGCUGUCUUGGAAAGUAUUUAAGCAUAAGUUUUGUCUGGAAUUGCUUUAAGUGGUUCUUCAGUGGUGUUGGGGAUUCUUGUGGCUUUGAUAAUUUCCCUUCUCUUGGACUUGCAGCAUUUAAGAACACGUUUUAUUUUGACUUCAGUCCAACCUAUAUUGGGUGUGGUCUAAUAUGCCCACACAUUGUUAAUUGCUCUACACUUCUUGGAGCCAUCAUAUCUUGGGGUUUUCUCUGGCCGUAUAUAUCCACAAAAGCUGGGGAAUGGUACCCAGCUGGCCUUGGAAGCAAUGAUUUCAAAGGACUCUAUGGAUACAAGGUUUUUAUCUCUGUAUCUGUGAUACUUGGUGAUGGUAUCUAUAACCUCAUCAAGAUCAUUUAUGCUACUAUCAAGGAAAUAAUGAAUGCACGAUCAAAGCAAGGAAGGCUUCCCUUUGUCCGGGCUCAGGAUGAUGAUGAAAGUUCUGAAUUAUCUUCCAAAGAAAAGCUUCUGAAUGACGUAUUUGUAAAGGACAGUAUCCCUCCCUGGUUAGCAGGAUCUGGUUAUGUGGGGCUUGCAGCAAUCUCAACUGCAACUGUACCAAUGAUGUUCCCACAGCUCAAGUGGUACCUUGUCCUUUCUGCCUAUGUUGUUGCACCCCUACUCGCCUUCUGCAACUCAUACGGCACCGGCCUAACAGACUGGAACCUUGCAUCCACAUACGGAAAGAUUGGCCUUUUCAUUUUUGCCUCAUGGGUUGGCCAGCAUGGUGGUGUGAUCGCCGGCUUAGCAGCUUGUGGUGUCAUGAUGUCCAUAGUGUCCACAGCUGCUGAUCUCAUGCAGGACUUCAAGACUGGUUACCUGACCCUCUCGUCACCAAGGUCCAUGUUUGUGUCGCAGUUGAUUGGGACUGCCCUUGGCUGUGUCAUUGCUCCUCUCACCUUUUGGCUCUACUGGACGGCCUUCGAUAUUGGCAAUCCUGAUGGCAUGUUCAAAGCUCCAUAUGCUGUCAUCUUCCGUGAGAUGGCGAUUUUGGGCGUCGAAGGAUUCUCGGCCCUCCCCCAACACUGCCUAGCAAUCUGCUCUUUCUUCUUCUUUGCAGCCAUAGCCAUCAACCUCCUGAGGGACGUCACUCCAGACAGCGUGUCCAAAUUCAUCCCGCUCCCGAUGGCCAUGGCUGUUCCCUUCUACAUUGGAGCGUAUUUUGCGAUUGACAUGUUUGUCGGGACAGUCAUCCUGUUUGUCUGGGAGAAGAUUAACCGCAAGGAGUCGGAGGACUUUUCAGGUGCGGUUGCUUCGGGUUUGAUCUGCGGUGACGGUAUCUGGAGCGUCCCUUCUGCAAUACUGUCUAUCAUGAGGAUUGACCCGCCGAUGUGCAUGUACUUCAAGCCAUCUCUUGCCUAGGGCGUAAAUAGACUGUAGCUAGAAUGUUGGUUUUAUUGGGAUGCCACAAUAGAAGAGAAUCGCAUCGUGUACAUAUUUAUUUCACACACACGUGUAAAUCAUACUGCGGCAAAAAUAGCAGCAGCUCCGUUCAUUCUGUUGA
Molecule: messenger RNA, 2323 nt
Organism: Triticum aestivum (bread wheat)
Lineage: Eukaryota; Viridiplantae; Streptophyta; Magnoliopsida; Poales; Poaceae
Product: probable metal-nicotianamine transporter YSL6
Exons: 7
Coding region: 169-2181 (670 amino acids)
Cellular component (GO): vacuolar membrane
Molecular function (GO): oligopeptide transmembrane transporter activity
Source: RefSeq, a predicted model, not a curated record